AUACCUGCCGCAAACGCACGUCUUACACUUAGAUAUAAUUAGCUAAUGAUAGGGUGUCUCUUAAAUGUACAAUUGCAAAGAUGAGGCCGGGUCUUGUACCUUGUGCCUUCAUCGACAAUAAGCCAAGAAGCCGAACCAAUUUUUUAUCUUUUAUACGUCAUAAGUUUUCUGUAAAAAAAAAUAAAAAAUAUGAAUGAGGAACUAACUUUAAGUCCAUACGGCCCGUCCCUUAUCGUCGCACAAGUUCAAUUAAGCGCCCUGCGGACGGCACUCCAACUAAUACUUUGUUAAUUAGAUUUAUUGUUGUAAAGAAUGCGCCACAAAAGCGGGAUCCGCAGAUCCAACUGUGGAUGCCCUUUCCUCGUGCUGGCUCACUUGUGCUCUCUGCUCAAUGUAUGCAUGUUAAUGAGCGUUUGAUUGGAUCAGAUGGAUGCAGUGAUUUAGGAACUGAAAAUAAAAUCACAUUUAUAUGCGACACGGGAGUAUUGUGCACUCUAUAGUAGUGUGUUAAAGCGAUCGGAUAUGUAUGUUUAGUGCAAAUGGAAGCGCCCAUGUCAGUGAUAAGGAAACAAGUAGAACAAUACACGACAAAUUUAUCUAUGGCGGGCUCUGUAGGGGCUGUAAGCGUAGGAGCAGUGUUUCCAAACAUUCUCCGUAUGCAAUUGACACAGGCUGACUCAGGCAGGUGUCUGUCUGGUGGAGAGUGAGAGCUCCCCAACCAGAUCCGUGACACUUUAGUUUUGGCUCUUCACGUAGCAGCAUCGCGGAUUUGGUUGUUCGUGGCUCAUCGCUCAUCAUGGCCUUUGUUAUGCACGUCACGCCGGCUAAAGGCCGCGGCUGGAACACGUUUCUGCUGUUCAUCUGUCUAAGCGUUACGGUGGGCACCACCAUUCCUGUGGGAUACUUCAUCGGCGUUCUCAAUGCACCGGCCGAGCUCAUCAAGCGCUGGUGUGAGGAUAUCCUGGCCAGCGAGUACGACACCAUCGUAAGCUCCAGCCAGCUAGAUAUACUGUGGACCAGCAUCGUCUCCAUCUAUCUGAUUGGGGGCAUUUGCGGGUCCUGUUUCAGCGCCUUGUGCAGCGACAAAUACGGCCGGAAGGGCUGUCUCAUGAUAAGCGGCGCGAUUCUCGUAGUUUGCGGCAUGCUUUUUACCUGGUGUCGGGCUGCCAAGUCAUUGGAGAUGCUGAUGGUUGGACGCUUCUUGGGCGGGAUCGCCUCUGCCUUGAUCUUCACCGCCCAGCCCAUGUAUCUGCUGGAGCUGGCUCCGUCAGAACUGAGCGGCAGUGUGGGCGUCUUCACCUGCAUUGGGGUGACGGGUGGCAUUUUGCUCGCACAAGUGGUGACCCUCUCCCAGUUGCUUGGCAACGAGAACCUGUGGCCCUACGCCCUGAGCUUCUACACACUGCUGGUGCUCGUCUCGCUGCUGCCCAUGUGGUGGUUUCCGGAGAGUCCUCGCUGGCUCUACCUGCACAAGGGCGACUCAGCCGGCAGUGAGCUAGCGCUGCGGCGUAUACGCGGCCAGGGGGCCGAGGAGGAAGUGCAGCGGGAACUACUCGAGAUGAAGGCCACGUUGGAGGCCCAGGCUCAGGCCAGCAGCAAGGAUAGCUCCCUAUGUCAGGUUCUGGGUGAUAGAGAGCUGUUUCUGCCCUUGCUUUUGGUCUGCUCCUUCCAAGCCACCCAACAGCUCAGUGGCAUCAAUGCUAUCUUCUUCUACUCCCUGUCCAUUCUGACUCAGGCGGGCUUCUCGCCGGAGGCAGCCACCUGGCUGAAUCUGGGCAUUGGCGGAUUCAAUCUGUGCACUUCCUUGCUGGGCCCGCUUCUGGUCCACAAGUUCCCGCGUCGUCCUCUGAUGAUGUUGUCCUGCGCCGUUUGCGCCCUUUCGCUUCUGGCCAUGUCCAUUGGUCUGUACUUCCUGGAAAGCUCGGGGAGCACGGUGCUGACCUAUUUCUGUGCUGCCUUCAUCCUCAUCUUCAUCCUGGGCUUCCAGAUUGGUUUAGGUCCCAUAGCCUACUUUAUUGGCUCUGAGCUGCUCGAGGACUCGCCCCGUCCAGUGGCCAUGUCGAUGGGCAGCCUCUUCUCCUGGAUUGGCAAUUUCCUGGUGGGCAUGUGCUUUCCCCUGCUCCAGAGCGUCUGGAGCUCCUUCGCGUUCAUGCCCUGCAUGUGCGUGUGCAUCUACUGCCUGCUGCUCACAUGGCGCUAUCUGCCGGAAACGCGAGGACGCGAGCCCAAAGAUGUCAAGCCGCUGAUGAGCCACGGACUACUCUCGAAACUGGACUAGAACUAUGGAUGGUCUUCAGUAAUCUACAUAUAUAUAAUCAGUAAUCAUUAUAAUCAGUAUAGUCACUUAAUAAAAAUCCAAAAUGCGACCAACAAUCGAUUUCGUGAUCAAA
This is a messenger RNA of Drosophila pseudoobscura, 2390 nucleotides long. RefSeq names its product solute carrier family 2, facilitated glucose transporter member 1-like. Gene Ontology annotation, biological process: monosaccharide transmembrane transport. The record is from RefSeq and is a predicted model, not a curated record. Lineage: Eukaryota; Metazoa; Arthropoda; Insecta; Diptera; Drosophilidae. The transcript is spliced from 5 exons. Bases 797 to 2278 code for a protein of 493 amino acids. Gene Ontology annotation, cellular component: membrane. Gene Ontology annotation, molecular function: hexose transmembrane transporter activity.